AAGAUGCUUGCUGAGGAGAAGAAGUAGAGUGGAGGAUUACAACACGAGGAUUACAUCAGGCCAUUACAGGAAGAAGUACCAUCCGAGGAUGGUGAAUGUGGCAUUUUGAUAUAGCCACCUUAACCAAGGAUACUAUUACGACUUAAAUUACACAUCACACGUUCGAGUUACUCACAGCGUCCCACAUAUCCUACCGUUCCAUGAAGUUCUAGAGAGCACCUGUGACUGAUCAAGAUUGGAUACAGAACACCACCGGCCAAAGACUGAAGCGGUGACACAUUUCCAUGUGAAUGGUUGUUUCAUCCCAUCUGGAAGGAGGCAAACGGGCCGCGGUCGGGACAAGCAGCGAGGAAGGGAUCUUCUUGCCGACAGCAACGGUUUGCUUUUCGAGAAAUUUCGACGCUAUGUCCGGCGAAGCAGGCGACGACGAACAGAAAUCUGUCCCACCAGUCGAGCCCGUACCACCCCCGGCACCAUCAGAACUCGACAGUACCGAACCCACAGGUGCUUCCGGAGACCAUUCUGCAGCCGGUGCAGCAGCUGGAGCAGCAGCGGGAGCAGCGACCGGCGCAGCAGCAGCAGGUGCAACAACAGCACACACCACGAACCCUCUCGACCCAGCUCAUCAGCAACCGCCCAUCAUCUACACGAUGGCCUCCCCCUACUUCGUCUUCCCCGGCGGCGGCUACGCCGCCCAAACCACCACCACCUUUUUCCAGGCCGCGCCCCCUCCGCCCCCUCCCCCUCCGCCGCCGCCGAUGCCGAUCGUAACCAACACCGUCACCACCACGACCUACCUCACGGGCGGCUUCGCACCUCAGGCAGCUCCGCCCCCGCCGCCUCCCGGUCCGGUCACUUACUACCCCGUCCCGGUUCAACAGGUCCAGCAGGCUCCGCAGGUCGUCAACGGAUACACGUACAUGCCCGGUGGAACGGUGUUGCCGAAUAGCAGUGUUGUGGGAGCUGCGCCGGCUCCGGCUCCGGGUGCACAGGGACCGCCGCCGAUGGUUAUUUGUGUUGCUCCUUAGUAUUGAGGUGGCAUUUUCGGCUCCUCGACUGACGACAUGGAAAGGAAGGGAAAGGGAAAGGGAGAAUAAGGGAUAAGGGAGGGGAGGGAAGGAGUGUGAAGGGAAGGGAAAGAGUUGAAGGAGUGAAUGGAACAUGGAGGACGAAAGGAGGAAAUUUGGAGCGACACAGUGAAUGAAUGAUGGAAGAG
Molecule: messenger RNA, 1216 nt
Organism: Neurospora tetraspora
Lineage: Eukaryota; Fungi; Ascomycota; Sordariomycetes; Sordariales; Sordariaceae
Exons: 3
Coding region: 291-1028 (245 amino acids)
Source: RefSeq, a predicted model, not a curated record